CAGGCAUUCAUAUUUCAGUUCUGGAGUUAUGUAGUUUAAAGUCUCCCAGUGGAAAAGGGAAGAUAUGAGAGAGCAGAUUGCUGGUGGCAAUACUCACCAGAAGGAAAGGGGAAAAAAGGAGCACAGAAUUCUGGAGGCUUGAGAGGUGAGCAAUGGGAUAAGAAAGUGCUGCCAGCCCAUGAAUUUCCUGAAGAAAUUCCCUUUCCACCAGCACCGACAUGCAGAGCAAUUACUCCCUUGUUGUCACCACCAGGGAAAGUCUCCAAGUCCUGUCUACAGCACUGACAAACUCAUCAGCUGUGUCACACUCAUCCCCUCCCUGCCCCCUUACCUCUUCAAACUAUCAGUUUUCACUGAUUCCAGCCCUCUUCUCUGCAGUUUUUGUUCUUGGCUUGGUUGGCAACAGUGUGGUGGUUGUGGUGCUCUGUCGUCACACUGGCCCCAAGACAGUUGCUAAUAUCUACAUUUUCAACCUGGCCAUGGCAGACCUGCUGUGCCUGGCCACCCUCCCCUUCUGGGCCACCUACUAUGCUCAGGGAUACAACUGGCUCUUCGGGUCUCUCAUGUGCAAGAUCUCCAGCUCUGUCCUGUGUCUGAAUAUGUUUGCAAGUAUUUUUUUCAUUACGUGCAUGAGCGUGGACCGGUACCACGCCAUUGUCCACCCUAUUCACUCCCAGAGGAGAACUCCACAACAAGCUUAUUUUGUGGCAUUGGUGGUGUGGGGCCUCGCCUGCUUGUCCUCCCUCCCAACUUUUUAUUUCCGAGACACUUACUACGUUGAAAGCUUGGAGGUCAAUGCUUGCAUUAUGGCCUUUCCUUAUGAGAACUAUGCUCAAUGGUCUGUGGCAACAGCCUUCCUGAAAAACACCCUGGGCUUCUUCAUCCCCUUGGCAGUGAUCACCACGUGCUACAUCUCGAUCAGGAGGCACUUGCUUAAAGCACAGCAGUUUGGGAAGAGCAGGCAGAAGAGGGACAAGGUCCUGAAGCUGGUGGCUGCUGUUGUCAUUGCCUUCCUGAUCUCCUGGCUGCCGUUCCACGUUCUGACGUUUCUGAACGCGCUGGCUCACAUGGAGGUCAUUGCCAGCUGUGCGGUGGUGGGGCUCAUCGACACGGCGCUGCCCUUCGGCAUCUGCGUGGCCUUUGCCAACAGCUGCACCAACCCCCUGCUCUACUGCUUCAUUGGCAACCAGUUCCAGGAGAAGCUGCACCGCCUGUUCAAGAGGAGGGUGCACCAGCUCAGCAGCCACCGCGAGAGCUCCUCUGCCAGGAGGGGCAGCUGCUUCAGAGAGCCCGAAACCCCCGUGGGCAAAGAAGGGGAACCCGAGUCCUUCCUCUAGGCUCUGGGGUGAUGUCAGUGCAGCUGGGUGUUCCUGAAGUUGUGACAUUUCUUUCUCCUCUUCCCUUUGUUUCGUGCCCAUUCAUUCACCAGCUGUUUGAAGGAGAACCUGGUUUUGUCAUACACGGGGAUUUAUUCCUCCUUCCUUUUCACAAGUUUCACACAGAGGGAAGGUUCUGACAAAUAACUAUAUUGAUGGCACUAUAAAUAUCAGCUUUUUGUAUGACUGGGAUCAGGCAAAUGUUAUGUGUAACACCAGAAGCCUAAAUAUACUGAAGGACCAUUACACCAUAGCUACAACUGCACAGGUGCUGAGUAUUAUACCCUAAACUGAUUUUCUAAAAGAGAUUCUCACCAGAGAAUGUGUAAAUAAAGCAGUGCAGAUAUUUCUGUACCUACCUGUAAAAAAAUAUUUUGACAUUUAUUUUGUAUAUUUCAAUUUUUUAAAAUAAAUGGCUAGAGAUGUAUAUAAAAUGCAUCAAAUACA
This is a messenger RNA of Zonotrichia leucophrys gambelii, 1823 nucleotides long. It is a transcript of the gene AGTR2, whose product is annotated as angiotensin II receptor type 2. The transcript has 2 exons. NCBI's taxonomy places the organism in Eukaryota, Metazoa, Chordata, Aves, Passeriformes, Passerellidae. The record is from RefSeq and is a predicted model, not a curated record. Gene Ontology annotation, biological process: cell chemotaxis; immune response; regulation of apoptotic process. Gene Ontology annotation, molecular function: angiotensin type II receptor activity; C-C chemokine receptor activity; C-C chemokine binding. The coding region runs from base 219 to 1337 and encodes 372 amino acids. Gene Ontology annotation, cellular component: external side of plasma membrane; membrane.